Trematosphaeria pertusa is the source of this 1451-nucleotide messenger RNA. Its product is annotated as Triosephosphate isomerase. Gene Ontology annotation, biological process: glycerol catabolic process; glycolytic process; gluconeogenesis. The coding region runs from base 331 to 1098 and encodes 255 amino acids. The transcript has a single exon. Gene Ontology annotation, molecular function: triose-phosphate isomerase activity. Gene Ontology annotation, cellular component: cytosol. The record is from RefSeq and is a predicted model, not a curated record. NCBI's taxonomy places the organism in Eukaryota, Fungi, Ascomycota, Dothideomycetes, Pleosporales, Trematosphaeriaceae.
CGCCGCCACGUAAAUUCACCGCUUCUUCCAAGGUUGGUCUCCAAUUGCGAACAGCCGAGCUUCAAGCGCUGUUCUCCGAACCUCUGCAAAGCGCCUGAAAUACGAGCCGCAAAUUUACGGAAUGCUUCGUGGGAGCAAUACCCCGCGAGUUGUUCCUGGCCGACCCCUGCACCGCUCCCGCUGCCUAGCCGUCGUUCCCCGGCGCCGGGUUUGCCCCAUGCAGUAACCCUUGACGAUAGCUUCAUCGACGUCAAUCAUUAAACAGUCCAGCUGCGCACUCCAUCGCAUCACCGACUUCACAAGACACUGCCACUGUCACGCCCUCCAACUAUGCCGCCCCUCCCACGCCCUCGCCGCAUCGUCGGCGUCAGCCUGAAGAUGUACUUCGACCUCCAGAGCACGCUCUCCUACGUCCGCGGCGUCCUACAGCUCGACGGCGAUGCCUGGAACGCACGCGUAGACCUCUUCGUCAUACCAGACUUCGUGACUCUGAUGGAGUCGGCGCGGAUACUGGAGCCGUCGUCUGUUAUGCUCGGCGCGCAGGACACAUUCUGGGAAGACAAGGGCGCAUAUACGGGCGAGGUGUCCCCGCUAGUGCUCCGGCAAGCCGGCGCGCGCAUCGUGGAGAUUGGGCACGCUGAGCGCCGAGCCAUGUUUGGCGAGACAGACGAGUGGGUGGCGAAGAAGGCGGGCGCUGCGGCGCGGAAUGGGCUCAUACCGCUGGUCUGCAUUGGAGAGCGAACGCAUCACAGCGUUGCUUCGGCAGCUGUGGGAAUGGCUAUCGAGGAGUGCAAACCCCAGGUCACGUCUGUUCUCGCUGCCGUGCCCGAUGACGUUGAGGUUAUCCUGGCAUACGAGCCGGUAUGGGCUAUUGGCGCUGCCGAACCAGCGGACCCAGAUCACGUCGUCAAUGUGACGAAAGAGCUCAGGAAGCUGGCCGCUGGUCGAACCGGCACGACGAGGAUAGUCUAUGGUGGCAGCGCGGGACCAGGCACCUUUGCGAAGAUAGUCGAAGGCGUCGAUGGCCUGUUCCUAGGCCGGUUCGCGCACGACAUUCAUAAACUGCAGAAAGUCAUUCAGGAGGUAGGCGGGGCGUAGUCACGGAUUUUAUCAUGGAUCUUUCGCUCCGCACACCUCCUCUCGCAAUUCGACAGCUUCGGAUAUCUUAGCGUGCUAUGCUGCAAGAAGUCCGCAGCCCAUCUUCUCAGUUGAGCAUCACCCAUUUGAGCUAUAUUGGCGGCAUCAGUCUUUCCAGCACCCGCACGAGCCUUCUUUCCAUAAUGGCUCCAAUUUCCACAUUUCAUCUUCCGCAUGUCUAGCAUACUCAAACACCUCUUCAAGACCAUCAUCUCCAUCUCUGAUACCAUGUUCUCAAGCCUGCCAUCCGGCUCCACGCGAGCAAGAUCGAGGAGAAGCUAUACAGAAGGAUGCAUUGAUCGCAUCUAGCUCAU